Messenger RNA from Carassius carassius (crucian carp), 4524 nucleotides. Its product is annotated as mucin-2-like. The transcript has 12 exons. NCBI's taxonomy places the organism in Eukaryota, Metazoa, Chordata, Actinopteri, Cypriniformes, Cyprinidae. Bases 161 to 3589 code for a protein of 1142 amino acids. The record is from RefSeq and is a predicted model, not a curated record.
CCUCUCAUCUUGCAAAGGCGAAUGAUGUGCGUUAUAUAUUACACCUUGUGUUCAGCGUCACGUAUGGUUUGAUAGGACUCAGUUAAAGAGCAAGUGAAUCCCAGAGAGCGCCUCACCUGCACUUUCUCAAUGAUUUACCUCACAAUCUGUACCGGUGAAGAUGAAUGUUCUGGAGGCUUCAGGAGACCCAGAGGGAGAAAGCAGUGACUACUUAACAGGAAGGAAGAAGUCUAGGUUAAAGUCUUUUAAGUCACUUGUGUUUGGAAAGAUGAGAAAAGAGGAUAAUGGUGGUAUGAAGCUAAGUCGGUCUGAAAGUGACAUCACAUGGAGUGUGGAAGACUCAGAAUGCUCUCUUUUUCUUUUAAGUAAAUGCCCUUCUCUGCAUUUUAAAUCUUUUUUUCAAAGCUGUUCCAAAGGCAUGCUGUGGUCCCGGGCAUUUUCACAUGACAGCAUUUUUCAGGCAGAGCACAGUCAUUCAGACCCUGAACCACUGAGAAUUCUGUCUCAAGAGAUCAUUCAUGGCAGAAUUCGAGCUCUGCAGAUGAAACUCCAGCAGCAGAAGCUGCAUUUGGGUUCUCCCUCCCUUCUGUUGCCCUUUAAACGGCGUGAAGUCUUAGGUGGAAGUUCAGGAGAUGACGGCCUUUCUUGUAACCCCUCUGAAGUAUCCCACGGUGAAGGACUAUAUAAGAGCAUAUCGAACAAGUUUCCGUUUUCUGUCCCUCCAAAGAACCAUAGCACCUUGAGCUUAGCUGAAACAGGAAGUGAGGAGGAAGAGCAGGCCUCUGGCUCAGUGGAUUUUAGCACUCCCCCACAGUUCACUUCCCUUCUGAACAACUCAGCUGCCCGUCACCGUAUGUCCCUCAAGCCUAAGAACCAAAGAGCCAGUGCCAAGAACAGGAGGGCAACCACUUCGGCUGGAAGCAGAGCCCGAUCUGAGAGUCUGAACAAUCUGGAUCAAUCAUUGAACGCUACGGCGGAUGAGACUCUCGUUAAAGAGAUACCCCGUGCUCGCUCGUAUUCUUCACAGGUCUUACGGGGGGAGAGGCUAACGACUUCACAAAUCAAUAGUCCAGUUCCAGUGUCACCUUUAAUGUCUCUGCAUACUGCUGGAGACAGUAGAAAACUUUCUGCUGAACCUGAGCUUGAGAGAAACCUCCUGUCCAAAUCGCCUCCAAGCCAUAGCCUACGAGAUACGACUCCAGCUGUGUCACCUUUUGCCAAACUGCUAAUCCCAGUGGUGCCAAUUGACAAAAAGGGAAAAGGAGAAGUGAGUGAGAUGCUCAGUAGCUCCAAACUACUCAAGAAUAGCCAAAGUACCAUUGUGUCAACUGUAAGCCCAACUGUAAGACCAAGUGUAACUACCACACCAGAAUUGAGUACUGUGAAAGAUGAGAAGUCUGUUGCUGUGCCAAUAGAAACCAAGAUGGACAAAUGCAGUGUUCAGAAUACAGUAAAUAAUGAAAAUCACCCAGCCUCUGCUCAUGCUUCAACCAAUGUAAUUUGUGGAAUAAAUCUGAGACCAUCAUCUUUGAGGAGAAAUAUACCUUCCACAGAUGAAAAACAAAAAAAACAGUCCGGGACUCUUCAGCCAGUUAGCACAGCAUUGGCUGUUUGUCUUAGAAAUCACACUCAAACAGAAUCCAUAAAGCACCAGAGAACUGGAUCGUUCCACUUUAAUGUCUCCUCAGACAAGAAUCAAGAGCGGCCAAGGACCGCAAGUUUCACUGGAGUAGUUGGACAAGCUGGAUUUAAAAAUAAACCUCCAUGUCCUGUCAAACCUCCUUUAAAUUUCAAGAUAGAGAGGCAAGUAAGUUCACAAGUUGUGAAAACAGUAAAAGAAACAUGCCCUAACAUACCACCAGCUUCAAAGAAGGAAGACAAAAUGGACACUUCUCCAGUGAUGCCAACAAAGUUCACAGAUCUAGCAAAGAGUCGCCCUCGGGCCUUGGAUGUGGAGGAGAGUCAGGACAACGAGAAGCAGGAAACUGGGGUAGAGGUUACAGAAGAAGGAGUACUGGAGGUGGAGGUGGCAGAAGAGGCACGUGAGGAUGUCAUGAAAGACGUGACUAUGGGGAAAGACAGAGAGGCUACAAAUGCAUUUGGAGUUAAACUUCGAUCUACCUCUCUUUCACUAAAAUUUCGCUUGGACAAAGCACAAUCAGAAGACAAAGUAAAAUUUCACAAUGUUGAAGUCAGUGCACCGAUUUCACCUUCGGCCUCUCAGUCUGAUUCAACCAUCUUUGUGGAACCUGAAGACCAGUGCAUUGGCAUGGGGUCUACAAGAGUCCAUGCUAAACUCAAAGACUCUCCUCUACAAACUGAUGCAUCCUCAACUUUGGUUCAUUCCUUUGGUUCGCCACCUAAGAGUUUCUGUAGGGACAAAGAGAGAGCUGGCGUCCUCAGACAGGCUGCCAGCAAAUCCACUGAGAUUGUACAUUCACCAGGUAAAGAAGAUGCAAAAUUAUCCCCAGAAGAGACUACAGCGGUGUCCUCUCAGGAGAACGCACCAACAUCUACAGCUUCAGAGGUGUCUUGGAUGGAGAUGGCCAGAGAGAAGACCAGAAGUCUCCAACAGCUCUUUACCAGUAGGCUGCCUGAGUUUCCUAGCUGGCAAUCACGAUCAACAACCUUGACCACAACACAACCACAAACCCAAACAUCCACUUCACAAGCCAAUCCAAGAAUCACACAGAACAUUUCAAGCCAGCCGACAACUACACAACCUCUUUCGAGACCUCCAGAAACAAAACCGUUGCCAUCUGCACAGUAUUCUGGAAGAUCCACACAAUCUACCACUAUGAUACAAACUCAGACCAAAACAAUAACAACAAGCCAGCCUUCAGCAAAUUCAACUCAGACAACCACUAGUCAGUCUCAAAAAGACAGUGCCAGAGAAGUCCAGUUUCUGUCCAAGACUCAAAUUUGUAAUUCGACAACAAAACCAACCCACUCUACAGUUACAUGCACAUCGAUCAUCCAGCCAUCAUCACCACUGCGAGCAGCAUCACAGACCCCCUCAGAGGCUAUACUGCAUCCCACACCGCCCCCAGUUUACCCACAUCUGUCGUCAAGCCCAAAGUUAACGUCCCACCUUGUGUCCCAACAGUCUGCCAAUACUGUCUCAAAGGAUCAGCCUCAGAAUGAGGGCAGAGCACCAACCGUAUUUUCAGGGAAAGCUGACAGGUUGUCUGCGUCUCAGGGGAAGGGGACCGGGCCUGAAGAUGGCAGACCCGCGUUGGCAGCAGAAUCAGGAAACAAAAACUCGCUCUUACAGCGCUGGGAGAACCAAGCAACUGUGACAACCGAGACAGGUGAGCUGAACUCUACAGCAGACUCCCGAAGCACAUCUCAGUCUACAGUUCCUCUCAGACCGAUGUCAAAGGUCUCGGGCACAGGAUUCGACUCAGGUUUAUCAAUGCAAGCAUCAGUCUCUUCUGUUCCCACGAGGUCAGCAGACAGAGAGAAUAAAUCACCAUCAUCAUCACCUUCAUCAUCUCCUCUGCAGUCUGUCCGUGACAAUGCCCAACCAUCCUGGAUGGAGCUUGCCAAGAGGAAAUCCCUGGCAUGGAGUGAUAAGACUAUGGACUAAAAAAACAUUAUAUGCACAUGGAGGAAGAAUUUACAAGUGCAAGAAAGAGCUAUUCUGAGUUGGAUGCUGAGGUUGGAGGAUCUGAGGGCAUUUUCAUGCUACCAUUUCCUAAGUUGCAUCCAAGCAAUUGUACUUGAGUCAGAGGUUUGCUCCAUGUGAGCUUCAGUAGACUUGUUAACAGUUGAUGUUAAUGCAGUGUGUUCUGGAAGUGAACCACUGGAAGUGUAUAUUAUUGAAGGAAAGUUGCACAUUCAUCAGUCAGUAAACCUCCUAAUAGUGUUUGUUUUCUAAAACCUCAUGUGAGCUGCUUACUUUCUCUCCGUGUGAAGAAUGAAUGUAUGCACAGGAGUUAAGUACCAACGAAACAAAAAUGAGAAGUUAAUGUUGUGAGCUUAAUGUCAUGUUCUCUUGCAACUCUGGCUAACAGCUGCUGGUAAUGUAUUUUGUAAAUGCACCACAGUGCAGCACAAUAAAAAACACUGAGAAAGUAGAUCAGAGGUGGAAGGGGAGGGAAACAAAUUCAGGUUCAGACUCAAUCAAAAGCUCCCUGAGUGAGAUCUCAGGAACAGAUACAUAUGGUACCGUAUGUUUUACCCACUCACAUGUGUUCAGACACACAACAACAAUAUACAGUAAUUGUCUCCCAUGUAAUAUGUUCCUCAAUGUUUCUCAGGUUUAACACAUUGUUUUCUUGUGAAAAUAAUUAAUUUGAUUGUUUCCUUUCCAAUAAUAAAUAUUAUUUAUUGACAUGAAUUCCAUCUGAGAAUUUAUGUAUUGUGACAUUGUAUCAUCUGUUGAUUUUCUGACACCUAUUAAGUUUAAGGACUACUAUUUUAUGUUAAAUUAUGAGACUGUAAGAAUAUUUCAGAUUACUUUGAGAUUGCUUUUGAAAAUACAGGCUUCCUUGGCCAAUAAAUUCAUCUUAUUAAAUCUGA